AUGCUCAGUGUUGGAGGGUGAGGAUGAGGAGCAGAGAAAGUGCAGCAGAGAUGCGUUAGUGAAGAUCACAGUGGAUUUCCUGAGGACGAUGAAGCAGGAGGAGCUGGCUGAGCAUCUGCAGAGCAAGAGUCUGGCUGCAGCUUGUCAACGUAAUUUAAAAUCUGGUCUGAAGAAGAAGUUCCAGUGUGUGUUUGAGGGGAUUGCUAAAGCAGGAAACUCAACCCCUCUGAACCAGAUCUACACAGAGCUCUACAUCACAGAGGGAGGGACUGCAGAGGUCAAUGAUGAACAUGAGGUCAGACAGAUUGAAACAGCAUCCAAGAAACCACACAGACCAGAAACAACCAUCAGACAAGAAGACAUCUUUAAACUCCCACCUGGGAGACAUGAACCAAUCAGAACAGUGAUGACAAAGGGAGUGGCUGGCAUUGGGAAAACUGUCUUAACACAGAAGUUCACUCUGGACUGGGCUGAAGACAAAGCCAACCAGGACAUCCAGUUCACAUUUCCACUGACUUUCAGAGAGCUGAAUGUGCUGAAAGAGAAAAAGUUCAGCUUGGUGGAACUUGUUCAUCACUUCUUUACUGAAACCAAAGAAGCAGGAAUCUGCAGCUUUGAAGAGUUCCAGGUUGUCUUCAUCUUGGACGGUUUGGAUGAGAGUCGACUUCCUCUGGACUUCCACAACAAUGAGACCCUGACUGAUGUUACAGAGUCCACCUCAGUGGAUGUGCUGCUGACUAACCUCAUCAGGGGGAAACUGCUUCCCUCUGCUCGCCUCUGGAUAACCACACGACCUGCAGCAGCCAAUCAGAUCCCUCCUGACUGUGUUGGCAUGGUGACAGAGGUCAGAGGGUUCACUGACCCACAGAAGGAGGAGUACUUCAGGAAGAGGUUCAGAGAUGAGGAGCAGACCGCCAGGAUCAUCUCCCACAUGAAGACCUCACGAAGCCUCCACAUCAUGUGCCACAUCCCAGUCUUCUGCUGGAUCACUGCUACAGUUCUGGAGGAUGUGCUGAAAACCAGAGAGGGAGGAGAGCUGCCCAAGACCCUGACUGAGAUGUACAUCCACUUCCUGGUGGUCCAGACCAAAGUCAAGAAGGUCAAGUAUGAUGGAGGAGCUGAGACAGAUUCACACUGGAGUCCAGAGAGCAGGAAGAUGAUUGAGUCUCUGGGAAAACUGGCUUUUGAUCAGCUGCAGAAAGGAAACCUGAUCUUCUAUGAAUCAGACCUGACAGAGUGUGGCAUCGAUAUCACAGCAGCCUCAGUUUACUCAGGAGUGUUCACACAGAUCUUUAAAGAGGAGAGAGGACUGUACCAGGAGAAGGUAUUCAGCUUCGUCCAUCUGAGUGUUCAGGAGUUUCUGGCUGCUCUUCAUGUCCGUCUAACCUUCAUCAAUUCUGGAAUUAAUCUGAUGGAAGAACAAAAAAAAUGUCCUAAGAUGUCCACAUACUUAAAGAAACCAGAUUCAAAACAUCUCCAUCAGAGAGCUGUAGACGAGGCCUUACAGAGUCCAAAUGGACACCUGGACUUGUUCCUCCGCUUCCUCCUGGGUCUAUCGCUGCACACCAAUCAGAGUCUACUACAAGGCCUGAUGACACAGACAGGAAGUAGCUCACAGACCAAUCAGGAAACAGUCCAGUACAUCAAGGAGAAGAUCAGUGAGAAUGUAUCUGCAGAGAGAAGCAUAAAUCUGUUCCACUGUCUGAAUGAACUGAAUGAUCGUUCUCUAGAGGAGGAGAUCCAUCAGUUCCUGAGAUCAGGACGUCUUUCCACAGAUAAACUGUCUCCUGCUCAGUGGUCAGCUCUGGCCUUCAUCUUACUGUCAUCAGAAGAAGAUCUAGAGGUGUUUGACCUGCAGAAAUACUCUCCUUCAGAAGAGGUUCUUCUGAGGCUGCAGCCAGUGGUCAAAGCCUCCAACAAAGCUCUGCUGAGUGCGUGUGGUCUCUCAGAGAGAAGCUGUGGACCUCUGUCCUCCGUUCUCAGCUCCCAGUCCUCCAGUCUGACAGAACUUGACCUGAGUAACAACGACCUGCAGGACUCAGGAGUCAAGAAGCUUUGUGAUGGACUGAAGAGUCCAAACUGCAAACUGCAAACUCUCAGCCUGUCAGGAUGUCUGAUCACAGAGGAAGGCUGUGCUUCUCUGGCCUCAGCUCUGACCUCCAACCCCUCCCAUCUGCGAGAGCUGGACCUGAGAUACAACCAUCCAGGAGACACAGGAGUAAAGCUGCUGAUGGCUGCACUGAAGGAUCCACACAGACUCAGGGUGGAGCCUGCUGGAGAACCAUGGUUGAGACCAGGUCUGAGGAAGUAUUCCUGUCAACUCACAAUCAACAUGAACACAGUGGACAGAAACCUCAAACUGUCUGACAACAACAGGAAGGUGACAUAUGUGGAGGAACUUCAGUCAUAUCCUGAACAUCCAGACAGAUUUGACAAAUUUCCUCAGCUGCUGUGUGAAAAUAUUCUGACUGGUCGCUGCUACUGGGAGGUUGAGUGGAGAGGAGGCGUUUAUAUAUCAGUGAGUUACAGAGAAAUCAGAAGGACAGGAGACAAAAGUGACUGUUGGUUUGGAUUCAAUGACCAGUCCUGGAGUCUGAGAUGCUCUGAUUAUGAAGGUUACUCUGUCUGGCACAAUAACAGAGGAACGCCCAUCUCCUCCUCCUCCUCCUCCCCCUCCUCCUCUGUCUCUAACAGAGUAGCAGUGUAUGUGGACUGUCCUGCUGGCUCCCUGUCCUUCUACAGAGUCUCCUCUGACUCACUGAUCCACCUCCACACCUUCAUCACCACAUUCACUCAUCCUCUCUAUGCUGGAUUUGGGUUCUUGUCCUGGUCUGGUUCCUGGGUGUCUCUGUGUUGAGUGCAAAGAGUCUGAUCUUAGCCGAGUGGCAACCUCCAGGGGAAAAAAGUGAAGCCUUUGCGGAAGUGCAAAAAAAACUGCAGUUCUUCUACACCCAUGUCUGAACACACUAUAAUAUAAUUUUACAUAACCAAACCCCUUUAACUUCUCAUUUUCUUGUCUAGAUAAAUGUGUUUCUUGUAAAUACACAAUCUGUGCCUUUUCCUUCCUCAACAUAGACAAGACUUUCUUUCGUUUUAUACGACUGUUGAGACCAUUCAACAAAAUGGUGUUAAUGUUAAUUUCCAUUGUUUAUAAUUUGUUAAAGGUACAACAUGAUUUCAUCCGCAGUGUCUCAAACACAAAGGCAAACAAAAAACUAGACACCAUAACAAAGAGCAAAGCUUCCAAAAGAGGGAUAAUGAAAAUUCCUGUUGGUCCCUGUUGGUGGGUCGAGGGUAAGUUGCCACCAUGUUGUGGGGGCCCUCUCUAGUAAAAGAAAAAUCCCAAUCAGUGGUAGUCCUCCGAUACUAGAAAUGUCCAAAACUUUGUGAGGUUUUAGCCAUUGUUCUUCACAUGUUGAUCAUAUUAUGAGUAAGGACCUGUCCAUGUACUAUCCAUAUAAAUCUGCUUGUUACCUAAACUGUUAAAAAAACUUAUGUUGGUUUUCUAACAUGAACCAUGUUAAUGGGAUGGAAAAUAUUAUAGCCUUGUUUAUUUAACAAAACUUUAUUGUCCUCUGUUUUGGGGAACGACACAUGCCAAUGUCCACAGACUUUGACUUGAACCCACUUCAGCAUGGACCCUCAGCCUCUGUAAAUGGUUCCUAAUCAACCAAUGAAUUUUCCCAGAAUCCCAGACCGUUUUUAUUUCCAUGUUUAAUCCAAUCAGAAGUUAUCUUACUAAUGCAUUUUUGCUGCAUAACAGAAGUUAUUGGCACUACAAUGAAAAGCAGCUGUUCUUCUAAUCUGGGAUCAUCAGGACCAGGCAAAAUUUAUAAUCUAAGUUCUUAACGAAUAAAAAAAGUGCUCCUGUAUGACUGAAACUGGAGCUGUGUCUUUGUCUGAAUCUCCAUUCUGUUUGUCUUGUUUGGACCUCCAUGUUCAGCCUUUGUUUGUUGGGGUGGUUGUUUUUUUCUUUUGUGUCUCUGGUUCUGGGAACUCCACAUUCUGUCUGAAUCCUGAAGUUUCUCCUGCUGGAUUGAUUCCCUUUCCAGGAUUUUAUUUGGCUCCCUUUCUCAAUUUUCUAACUCUCCUUUGGCAUUUUAAUAUUUAUUUAUUUAUUCAUUUUAAUUGUAUUUCUAUUUAGAAAAAAAUGUCCAUGUAUGGA
This is a messenger RNA of Melanotaenia boesemani (Boeseman's rainbowfish), 4165 nucleotides long. Its product is annotated as NACHT, LRR and PYD domains-containing protein 3-like. Lineage: Eukaryota; Metazoa; Chordata; Actinopteri; Atheriniformes; Melanotaeniidae. Bases 89 to 2857 code for a protein of 922 amino acids. The transcript is spliced from 6 exons. The record is from RefSeq and is a predicted model, not a curated record. Gene Ontology annotation, molecular function: protein binding.